CAGAACUACACACAGUACAUCCCUCUGUCUAUAUAUGACCUGCAGACAUGGAUGGGCAGCCCGUCCAUCUUUGUCUAUGACUGCUCCAAUGCUGGCCUGAUUGUCAAGUCCUUCAAGCAGUUUGCGCUGCAGCGGGAGCAGGAGCUGGAGGUAGCUGCAAUUAACCCAAACCACCCCCUUGCCCAGAUGCCCUUGCCCCCGUCAAUGAAGAACUGCAUCCAGCUGGCAGCCUGCGAGGCCACCGAGCUCUUGCCCAUGAUCCCCGACCUCCCGGCUGACCUGUUCACGUCCUGCCUCACUACCCCCAUCAAGAUCGCCCUGCGCUGGUUUUGCAUGCAGAAGUGUGUCCGUCUGGUGCCUGGAGUCACGCUGGAUCUGAUAGAAAAGAUUCCUGGCCGGCUCAAUGACAGGAGGACUCCUUUGGGUGAACUCAACUGGAUCUUCACGGCAAUCACAGACACCAUCGCAUGGAAUGUGCUCCCCCGGGAUCUCUUCCAAAAGCUCUUCAGACAGGACCUGUUGGUGGCUAGUCUGUUUCGAAAUUUCUUAUUGGCAGAAAGGAUCAUGAGGUCUUAUAACUGCACUCCAGUCAGCAGCCCCCGACUUCCCCCAACAUACAUGCACGCCAUGUGGCAGGCCUGGGACCUCGCCGUGGACAUCUGCCUUUCCCAGCUGCCGACCAUCAUAGAGGAGGGCACUGCAUUCCGGCACAGCCCGUUCUUUGCUGAGCAGCUGACAGCGUUCCAGGUGUGGCUCACGAUGGGCGUGGAGAACAGGAACCCCCCUGAGCAGCUACCCAUUGUCUUGCAGGUGCUGUUAAGCCAAGUGCACCGGCUGAGAGCUUUGGACUUGCUGGGAAGAUUCUUGGACUUGGGCCCCUGGGCGGUAAGCCUGGCCUUGUCUGUCGGCAUCUUCCCCUAUGUGCUGAAACUGCUCCAGAGCUCAGCCCGUGAGCUCAGGCCACUACUCGUCUUCAUCUGGGCCAAGAUCCUCGCUGUGGACAGUGUGAGUCAUCCCCGCCGGUCCUCUUGGGGGGUGGACUGCCCCACCCCAAAUGACAGUGCCUGCUGA
Messenger RNA from Galeopterus variegatus (Sunda flying lemur), 1071 nucleotides. Its product is annotated as regulatory-associated protein of mTOR-like. Lineage: Eukaryota; Metazoa; Chordata; Mammalia; Dermoptera; Cynocephalidae. Gene Ontology annotation, molecular function: protein-macromolecule adaptor activity. The transcript is spliced from 9 exons. Gene Ontology annotation, cellular component: TORC1 complex; cytoplasm. Gene Ontology annotation, biological process: positive regulation of protein serine/threonine kinase activity; TORC1 signaling; regulation of autophagy. Bases 52 to 1071 code for a protein of 339 amino acids. The record is from RefSeq and is a predicted model, not a curated record.